CGCCCAAUUCAUGUGCUCAGAUUAUUGGGUUCGUGCCAAGUAGCAGCGCACCACAUUUGAAGGGCGUGGUCACGUGACGUACCCUGAACCGCAGCCACGUCGCCAGAAGAAUCAGGAAGCUUUCCAUUCACUCCACUUCCUUGGUAGCUUCUUCUUCAACAACUGCAAGUAAGUGAAAGAUAAAAAAAAAAAAUCAGUUAAGAAUGGCCCAGUUUGAGGAAGUAUCCCAGAAAUCUGCUAUCCACCCUAAACCUGUAGGGUUGGUCCUACAGUAUGGUACUGCUGGGUUCCGCACCAACUCUAAGCAGUUAGACCACGUCAUGUUCCGAAUGGGUUUACUGGCUACACUCCGCUCCAAGAAGACUAAGGCCACCAUCGGAGUCAUGGUCACUGCGUCACACAACCCUGAGGAGGAUAACGGGGUGAAGCUGGUGGACCCCAUGGGGGAGAUGGUGACCCCUACGUGGGAGGUCUAUGCCACCCAGCUGGCCAACGCGGAGCAGGAGGAGCUCCUCACUGCUCUGAAAGACGUCAUAGAGAGAGAGGCCAUCAGCAUGGCCCAAGAGGCCAGCGUGUUCGUGGGCAAAGACACCAGGCCCAGUAGUGACAGCCUAUCACAGGCAGUACUGGAUGGAGUCCACGCCCUGGGAGGCCACAGUAAAGACUAUGGCUUGGUGACCACACCCCAGCUGCACUACAUGGUAUGCUGUCAGAACACCCAGGGUCGCUACGGUGAAGCCACUGUCAAAGGUUACUACCGGAAACUCUCCCAGGCUUUCAUCCAGCUCACUAAGAAUGUGCCUAACCGUACAGAUGAUCAGAAGGCCCUGCUGGUGGACGGCGCUAAUGGUAUCGGGGCUCUGAAGGUGUGUGAGAUGGAGACCUACCUGAAGAAUGAGCUGCAGUUGUCCCUCUUCAACGACGGCUCCAGCGGAAAACUCAACCACCUGUGUGGAGCCGACUACGUCAAAGUACAGCAGAGAGCUCCCAAAGGGGUGGAGAUGACUGCUGGGGAGCGUUGCUGUUCCUAUGAUGGCGAUGCUGAUCGUAUAGUUUAUUACUACAGCGGCUCUGCAGGGAGAUUCCAUCUGCUUGAUGGAGACAAGAUUGCCACUCUCAUCAGCACCUACCUCAAAGAACUGCUCACACAAGCUGGUCUUGACCUGCAGAUAGCCGUGGUGCAGACAGCGUACGCUAACGGCAGCUCUACACAAUACCUGGAAGAUACCAUGAAGGUAAUAGUGAGGUGUACCAAGACAGGAGUGAAACACCUUCACCAUGCAGCUCAGGAGUUUGACAUUGGUGUUUACUUUGAGGCUAACGGCCAUGGGACUGUUCUGUUCAGUAAAGCAGCAGAGGAGAAGAUUCAGAAGCUAGCCCAGGACUCCAACACCAACGCUGAGAGGAGGAGAGCUGCACUUCUACUGCAGAACACGGUUAACCUCAUCAACCAGACUGUAGGAGAUGCUAUUUCUGACAUGCUGCUGAUUGAGGCUGUGUUAGCCAUCAGAGGGAUGACAGUACAACAAUGGGACGCAAUCUACACAGACCUGCCCAACAGACAGCUCAAAGUCAAGGUGGCAGACCGGCGGGUGAUUGACACUACAGAUGCAGAGAGGAGAACAGUGAGUCCAGCAGGUCUGCAGGAGGCCAUAGACAGCCUGGUGAAGAAGUACAGACAGGCACGCUCCUUUGUCCGUCCCUCUGGCACAGAGGAUGUGGUCCGAGUGUACGCUGAGGCAGACACACAGGAGAGUGCCGAUGCCCUGGCACAUGAAGUUAGCCUGGCAGUAUACCGCCUCGCUGGAGGAGUAGGAGAGGAGCCUAAAUCGUUAUAAAACACACACACACUAUGCAAUUUAAGUCUAUUGAAAAAUCCAUGAAUCUCCUGAAGAUGGACCACACUUCCUGAACCCAGUCCCAUUUUGUAGCCUUUUUAUCAGGUGCCAAAUCAUUUAUACGGUAUACAGCAUUUAAUACUGUAUUAUUGCUACUUUUCUAUGAGUCUGAAAAAUGUGAUUGAUUUCAGUCAAUGUGAAGGGAGCAUAUGCUAAAUAAGGUAAACAUUUUAAUCCCCCUUCUUACCCAACCUUAAUCCUGUCAAUGUAUUUGUUUUGUACUUUUCCCAUGUAAUUAUAAGUGUUUACAUUACCAGUUAUUAUUGUAGAUCAAUUUAGCAUAUCUGAGUAUCUGCACUACUAUGAACAGAUCAACUGGAAAGACUGCUGCUAUGUAAUUGUUCAACACCAAGAGUAAAGAUAUGAAAGUGAAACUGA
Messenger RNA from Salvelinus fontinalis (brook trout), 2276 nucleotides. It is a transcript of the gene pgm3, whose product is annotated as phosphoglucomutase 3. Bases 204 to 1838 code for a protein of 544 amino acids. Gene Ontology annotation, molecular function: phosphoacetylglucosamine mutase activity; magnesium ion binding. Gene Ontology annotation, biological process: UDP-N-acetylglucosamine biosynthetic process; carbohydrate metabolic process; hemopoiesis. The transcript is spliced from 13 exons. Lineage: Eukaryota; Metazoa; Chordata; Actinopteri; Salmoniformes; Salmonidae. The record is from RefSeq and is a predicted model, not a curated record.